Agelaius phoeniceus (red-winged blackbird) is the source of this 507-nucleotide messenger RNA. The record is from RefSeq and is a predicted model, not a curated record. Lineage: Eukaryota; Metazoa; Chordata; Aves; Passeriformes; Icteridae.
UGCCAUGAGCGUGGCGCUGCGAAACGCGCAGCGCGCCGUGCCCGUGCGCCGGGCCCCACUCCGCCGCGCCGUGUGUGCCUUGCGCGCCGCCCUGGGAGCUUCCCGCUUCGACGUAGGGCUAGUCUGCGCCAGCAACGCGUUGAUGCAGCGACUGAACGGCGUCUACCGACACUGCCCGGAGCCCACCGACGUCCUCUCUUUCCCAUUCCACCAAGUGGAGGCGGGGGACCUGCCGCGGCCCUGUUGCCGCGGCGAGUACAACCUGGGCGACAUCUUCCUGGGAGUGGAAUACAUCCACCAGCAGUGCUGCGAAACCGGGGAGGAUUUUGACGAUGUCCUGACGGUGACGGCGGCCCACGGAUUGUGCCACCUGCUCGGCUACCGGCACGACACGAAACCCGAGUGGCAGCAGAUACCUUUUAUAUGAUGUAAACCCCCCUGAAGGGUUCAACCUUCGCAGAGAUGUCUACGUUCGCAUUGCUUCCCUUCUAAAGACCCUGCGGAAAA